Paecilomyces variotii is the source of this 1619-nucleotide messenger RNA. RefSeq names its product metal homeostatis protein Bsd2. The transcript is spliced from 3 exons. The coding region runs from base 207 to 1313 and encodes 368 amino acids. NCBI's taxonomy places the organism in Eukaryota, Fungi, Ascomycota, Eurotiomycetes, Eurotiales, Thermoascaceae. Gene Ontology annotation, cellular component: perinuclear region of cytoplasm; endoplasmic reticulum; Golgi apparatus. The record is from RefSeq and is a predicted model, not a curated record. Gene Ontology annotation, biological process: metal ion transport; vacuolar transport; positive regulation of protein ubiquitination.
AGGUCGCCGCAUCGCCUCGCUUCGUCUCGUCAUCUCCUCGAUCCCCUUCCAUUCCCUUCAUCGCCAACGUGCCCUCACGACGCCUCUCUCAUCCAGAGCGUCUCCAUAUCCUUCUUGUUUUGUUUCUUGUGUUUCUCCUCAUCUUCUUGUGACCUGUCGUUCUCUUCGUUGGUUUUCCUAUCUUCUACAUUGUCGUUCAGCUCGUCAUGAGCUCGCAGCGUUAUCAAAGGGUGAAUGCCCAUGAUGACGGAGAUGAUGGUGACACCGAAUCAUUUCCUCCAUUGCCCUCUACUGAAACCCGCCCCUCUUCGCCUCCUCCGUCUUUCCAUUCCCGCUCGUCUUCUCCGUCGUCGCGACGGCUCCUCCAUGAUGAUCCUGUGCGAAACGAGGCGGAUCAGACCCUAGCUGAUACCUUUGGCGACGACGAUGAAUCGGAUGACGACGAGGAGCCCGAUGCUCGCCAGCGGCUAAUGCGAGCAAACCCCGAACCUCAGACACAGCCCGGAAACGGCAUCGUGGAUGCUUCAUCGUCUGAAUCAGCGGCACAAGAUGGACAGCGGGGUCCUUCGCCUCAGAGAAGGGAUACGUUGCUUCCAUCUUUCGCUACUCCGACGGCAUCCGGCCGCGUUGUCGGCGGGAUUCAUCACACGAACGAUGGUGUGUUUGCGAAUUUGAACGCGAAGCCGGAGAGAGGAGAGAAGAAUGAGGAUCUGCCUCCUUCUUACGAACAAGCUGCAGCUGAUGCCGCGCCUCCGUAUUGGGAGACGACCAUUAUGGCACCGGGGCUUUCGUCAGACGAAGUCUAUGUCGACGGUCUCCCGGUCGGAUCUGUGUUCUCUUUUGUCUGGAACGGCAUGAUUUCCAUGUCCUUCCAGCUAGUCGGUUUCUUGCUUACAUAUCUCUUGCACACCACCCACGCAGCGAAAAAUGGCAGCAGAGCUGGUCUCGGCCUCACGUUGGUUCAGUACGGUUUCUACAUGAAGGGCAGCAGCGAGGCUAGGGGCCCUGAAUCCGGAGAGCAAUACACUACGCCACCGGAUCCCAAUAGCCAUGAUUUCAACCCGAAUUCCGUGGGGGAUAAUGCUGCGGCAGCAGUCGGUGCUGAGCAGAGCUCGAGCAGCGCUAUAUCCGCCAUUACAACAAGCGAAUGGAUCUCUUAUAUUCUUAUGAUCGUCGGCUGGUUCAUCCUCAUUCGAGCCAUCUCUGAUUUCCUACGAGCCCGUCGCCACGAGCAGCUCGUCCUGCAGAGCCCGGAUCGCGGUCUGAGUGUCCCGGUCAUUGCGGAAGGCGAGAGGGCAGAGACUGUUGUUUGAAGAGGUCUUUGAAUUCCCCAGGAAUAAUAUGGAUUUCCCGAUGGAGUAUGGAGUUUCCUUUUUCGUUUGGUUGAUACAUCCCUGGUCGGGAUAGGGACAGAUAAUCCCAGUUUUCCUUGUGUCUAGUGUGCCAUGGUCAUCAUUGUACGUAUUUCCUUCUAAGAUACCAAGCUGUAUAUAUGGCCGGCUAUUCUCUGGUUUCAUCUGUGUCCAUGGCUUGCAGGCGCGGUAGGGAUUCCGCCGUCUUAAGUAAAUCCAGUGUAGUGUAGUACAGGUAUUAUUAGUUCGUGAUAGGCACUGGGAUGG